Hordeum vulgare subsp. vulgare (domesticated barley) is the source of this 964-nucleotide messenger RNA. Its product is annotated as heavy metal-associated isoprenylated plant protein 28-like. The record is from RefSeq and is a predicted model, not a curated record. Lineage: Eukaryota; Viridiplantae; Streptophyta; Magnoliopsida; Poales; Poaceae. The coding region runs from base 198 to 719 and encodes 173 amino acids. The transcript has 3 exons. Gene Ontology annotation, molecular function: metal ion binding.
AGAUAUCUUCGUCUAUCCACGAGCUGACUUGACCUGAAAACUAUAUCCAGGCCUUUUGUCAAUCGUCAUCUCCUCCGGCCCUUUAUAUAAAUCCCUACAUUGUCCUAGCAAUUUAAAGCACUGUGAAUUCGAAAGGAGCUCGACUUUAUCAGACUCACACAGUUAAUAUCACCUAGCCUCUCCAAGAGCAAUCAGCCAUGACGAUCGUGGAGAUGCAGAUGAACAUCGACUGCGACGGCUGCGAGGACAAGGUGAGGAAGGCCAUUCUGAGGCUUCAAGGCGUUCACUACGUGGACGUGGACCGGGCGCGGGACAAGGUGACGGUGACGGGCACGGCGAGCCAGAAGAAGGUGUUGCGCGCGGCGCGGCGCACGGGGAAGCUCGCCGUGCUGUGGCCGUCCGCUUACGACCCGGGCUACCACCACGCCUACGCCUACGCUCACGCGCAGCCGGCCUACUACUCCUACCAGCAGGCCAAGCCCGCCGCCGCCACCGCCCACGCUCACCGCUACUACAACAGCGUCCCGCACAGCAAGAGCGGGUACAUGCCGGCGGCGCAGUACGGCAGCGCCAGCUCGUACAACUACCAAGUCCAUGGCUACUACGACUCGGACCUCCACGGUUACCACCACGGGCAGCAGGCGCUGUCCGACGGCGUGCCUGUCGCCGCGGGGAGCUACUUUAGCGACGACAACCCCAGCGCCUGCUCCGUCAUGUGAGUGCCGACCCGACCGGUGGUUGCUACGAUGCCUACCAAUCGGCCUCUCCAGCAUGUACAUACGUCUCUUGUGUAUAGUUCUGUCAAGGUGCUCGGCCUCUCCAGCAUGUACAUACGUCUCUUGUGUAUAGUUCUGUCAAGGUGCUCCGUUAUGACAUUGAAGCCUAUGUUUGGAACAACAAAUUGUAUGGAAGUUUGCCCCGAAAGAAACAUCCGCUCAUAUACAUGUAUGUACAUUCAUUUCAA